Molecule: messenger RNA, 582 nt
Organism: Thlaspi arvense
Lineage: Eukaryota; Viridiplantae; Streptophyta; Magnoliopsida; Brassicales; Brassicaceae
Source: the annotation of a GenBank genome assembly
AUGGAUGUGGGAGCAUUAACUCCAUUCCUGUGGGCUUUUGAGGAGCGGGAGAAAUUGUUGGAAUUCUAUGAAAGAGUCUCGGGAGCCAGGAUGCAUGCCAGUUUCAUACGACCAGGUGGAGUGGCACAAGAUCUGCCUCUUGGCUUAUGUCGAGAUAUUGAUUCCUUCACACAACAAUUUGCUUCUCGAUACACCAGUGCCUAUCAGGACCAAGGCCUACCUACUGGUAGGAAUGGUAACCCGAUGGAUCUUAAUGCUUGGCCCUCCCUAUCAUACGAGGAAAUCGAUAAUUCUGGGCAAGCUAAGGCAGCUACGCUAAUCAAGUGGAGCAUAAAGACGAAGGUUCCCGCGGUUCAGAAUGAGCUUCUGCGCCGGAAGCCCCCGAAUCUUACUCAGUGGGCCCCCUGCCAGGCUUGGUUAAAAGCGUACCGUCAAGCAAGAAAAGGAACCGAUCGUCUAAUGAAGUCAGGUACGAGUACGAGGGAAUAUGUUAAUGCAAAAGAGGCGAAGAGGCUGGUGACCAGAGAAGAAUCAGUUGUUACAGAAGGAGCAGUUUUCGUUUCGCAAUGGAAUCAGAAUUAG